AAAAAAAACAACAGUGAUAAUUUCCGUUAUAAAUGAACUUUUUAUAAGUUAAUGAAUUACAAAUAAAAAUUCAUAUUGACCCUCUAUUAGCUAGAACAGACAUAGUAGUUACUGGCCAACAAACAAAAAUAUUAACAUUAUUGAAGUUCAAUAAAACCUUCUCAUUAAAAAAAAAAUUUAUCAUUAAACUAAAUUCAUCAUUAAUCAACUGAUACAGUUAACUUCAUUUUAGAAAAUUUGUGAACUAACUAUGUACUUUUGUUCAGUUAUUUUAAAGCUCACCUUAUUAGCUGUGUAUUUCAAUUAUCUGGUUGCAUACAGAAUAAUAGGAAGUGAAGAAGAAUUAAAGCAUGAUUCUGAAGAUGCAAUCACAGCUUUAUGCCAGGAUAUUGUACGAAAUACUUUGGCAAACACGAUCGAUUAUCAUACGGAUGACCCGUACAUUGAAGUAUUGACUGAAAUUUGGCGGAGAAAAUGUAUACCCUCAAGAAGUAAAAGUCCAAGAAGCAUAAAGAAGCGCCCAUACUACGGCUGAAUAUGGUAACAAUGAAUAUAGUGAAAAUGUAGCCUACCCAUUUCUAACUAAUUGUUACUUUCUUUAAUAAAAUAUAUUAUGAUAAAGCUUCUUGAUUA
Messenger RNA from Schistosoma turkestanicum, 633 nucleotides. The record is from the annotation of a GenBank genome assembly. Lineage: Eukaryota; Metazoa; Platyhelminthes; Trematoda; Strigeidida; Schistosomatidae.